GAAGAGAAAGACCGACACAGAGCCACAGGUGAAGGCGGAAGAAGAGAGGAAGAGCACGAGGAGAGGGUUCAAGAAGCAGAACCGAACCCAGACCCAGAACAACGGAACCAGAACCGAACAAAGGGACCAGACCCAGAACAACGGAACCAGAACCGAACAAAGGGACCAGACCCUAGCACAGGUGCAUUAUGGGACGGUGUGCUGGUCUGUCCCACUGUAAACUGGCUCUGGCCUUCGCUGUGCUGAUGGACGUCCUGGGGGGGGGUGCUCUGCUGGUGGGGGUCUUCGCCCCCUUGGAGAUCCAAGGACAGGACUUUGGAGACCUGCUGGUCUACACUGGGGCGCUGCUGGUGCUCAUGUCACUGGGUGGGUGGGUCCUGUGGUACAGCGGCAACAUUGAAGGCCUGACGUCCAGGAAGGACCUGGGACACAUCGGCAGCACUGUGGACCGCCUGGCACGGAACCUGAGCCGCAAGAUCCUGAGCUACAGGAGCCGCAGCUGACCGCUACCGCUGACCACCACCACUGACUACCACCGCUGACCACCACCACUGCUGACCGCUACCACUGGACACCACCACUGACCACCUCCACUAACCGAUACCACUGACCACCACUGACUGCUACCCCUGACCACCACUGCUGACCACCACCAGUGACUGCUACCACUGACCACCACUGCUGACCAUCACCACUGAACACCACCCCCACUGACCGCCACCGCUGACCACCACCGCUGACCACCACCGCUGACCACCACUGACCGCUACCACUGACCACCGCUGACCAUGACCACUUAGUCCUGGCUGAAUUCUGCAGUGAAAGUGUCAAUCAGUAUUAGUAUUAACCUGAGUUAGCCCUUAACCUGAGUAUUAACCUGAGUUAGCCCUUAACCUGAGUUUUAACCUGAGUUAGCCCUUAACCUGAGUAUUAACCUGAGUUAACCCUUAACCUGAGUAUUAACCUGAGUUAGCCCUUAACCUGAGUUUUAACAUGAGUUAACCCUUAUAUUAACCCCAGUUAACCCUUAACCUGAGUAUUAACCUGAGUUAGCCCUUAACCUGAGUUUUAACAUGAGUUAACCCUUAACCUGAGUAUUAACCUGAGUUAACCCUUAACCUGAGUAUUAACCUGAGUUAGCCCUUAACCUGAGUUUUAACAUGAGUUAACCCUUAACCUGAGUAUUAACCUGAGUUAGCCCUUACCCUGAGUUUUAACAUGAGUUAACCCUUAACCUGAGUAUUAACCUGAGUUAACCCUUAACCUGAGUUAACCCUUAACCUGAGUUUUAAUGUGAGUUAACCCUUAUAUUAACCCCAGUAAACCCUUAACCUGAGUUUUAACAUGAGUUAACCCUUAACCUGAGUAUUAACCUGAGUUAGCCCUUAACCUGAGUUUUAACAUGAGUUAACCCUUAA
This is a messenger RNA of Sphaeramia orbicularis (orbiculate cardinalfish), 1418 nucleotides long. RefSeq names its product transmembrane protein 238-like. Lineage: Eukaryota; Metazoa; Chordata; Actinopteri; Kurtiformes; Apogonidae. The record is from RefSeq and is a predicted model, not a curated record. The transcript is spliced from 4 exons. The coding region runs from base 189 to 503 and encodes 104 amino acids.